Molecule: messenger RNA, 6718 nt
Organism: Hypanus sabinus (Atlantic stingray)
Lineage: Eukaryota; Metazoa; Chordata; Chondrichthyes; Myliobatiformes; Dasyatidae
Exons: 2
Coding region: 5396-6565 (389 amino acids)
Source: RefSeq, a predicted model, not a curated record
UCCUGCUGAAGGAUCUCGGCCCGAAAUGUCGACUGUACUCUUUUCCAUAGAUGCUGCCUGGCCUGCUGAAUCCCUCCAGCAGUUUGUGUGUGGAACCGAGGGUUGCCAGCUUUCUCGCUCCCAAAUAAGGGACAAAAGAGCCAGAGAGAAGUCCUUAAAUAACAAGUCACAGUUCACAGAUAAUUGAAGUUAAUUUUUGAUCAGUUCUGCGCUGCAUCUGUUUCUUGAGUCUGACCAUUUAAUGGACAUCAGAGAGAAGAUCCUCUCUACAGGGGCAUUUGAGCCUAGCACAGAGGACAAAUGAGACAAUCCUGAACAUGUUGAUGAUAUUGGCGGAUUUUGUGAUAUCCUUUCUGGCUUUCUGUAUUUCCUCCCGGCUAGCAAAGAACUUUUUUUUAGAGUUGGUCCAUAUUGACUGUCUCUGUCAUUUUGAGGGCAGCCACUGAUAAAAUUUUAAGGGAAUUGGGGAGUUUCAGAUUCCCGUAAAUAAUGGUUAAGGUUGAGUCUGUGUAUUCUGGUUUGAGAAUGGCUGCAGUUUGAGCAGCUGUUGUCUCCUGACUCUUCACACCCUUUUAUUUUGUGUUUAAAUUUCAACUUUGGGUUAAGUACCAACUACAUAUGUUUGUAACUGCAGUAUGUUUGAAUAAUAUCUCACAACUGCUUCUUUGAAUGAAAAUAAGGAUUAUAAACUUACAAAACCCACAAGAAGAUGUCUCCUAACUUUUCACACCUUUUAGUUUCAACAAAAGGUGGAGAUAAGGCAGGACGUUCUUUACAUUCCUUUCUUAAUUUUGGUGAAGUCUCUUAUCUAACAUUAAGUUCUGCUCUAUUUGAAUAGCCGGAAUGUCUAUGGAUCUUACACGAGGAAAUCUGCAGAUGCUGGAAAUUCAAACAACAACACGCACAAAAUGCUGGUGGAACACAGCAGGCCAGGCAGCAUCUAUAGGGAGAAGUGCUGUCGAUGUUUCGGGCCGAGACCCUUCGUCAGGAUGCCAUUUUGUGUGCGUUGUCUAUGGAUCUGACUGUUCUUUUGUAUUGAGAUGUUAAAGGAUCAAUGUGUCCUGCUGACUCCUUGUCUCACUUGCAGGAUGUAACAAUCUAUACUCAGUUUUCUGAUUACCUUUGCCUGCUGUAUUCUUUGUCAAGUACGUUUACCUCUGUUUUAGGUGAUUAAGUGCCCUUUGUCUCAGACUACCACUGUUGAUGGCAUUCGUGACAAAGAUGGUAUAAAAAAACUCUGUAUCUCUGUCCUUAGACAGAGAGACUUCAAGUGUCUGACUCUCUGUGAGUGCAGAUGGAAUGUUCCCUCUGGUAGCUUGCUACUAAUAAAGGCAGAAAAGUAUCAACUGUGGUAUUUGUUUCAUUACAUCGGGUUGAUCACUGUUGACACCACCACCUGCUCCAGGUCAGUGAAGGAGAACUCCUCAAAGAGGCUGAUCGGUUUCAGUUUCAUCAUUACAUUUUCAUUACAUUACAUUACAGUGAGAAAUCAAACCACUUGUCAAUGUAUGUAAUGACAGAGUCAUAGAACUUCAUAAAGUCCUGUUGCUGCUGGUACUUGCUUGUCCAUCAGCUGCUUGGUCUGGUAUCCAAAAAAGCUGUCCUGUUUCCACUGAAGCAUCUUCAUUUUGAACUUUUGGACUUCCUCGUAAACAUCUGUGAUGCAGAGCUUUGUUUCCUCCAGCUUUUUUACAAGUGGGUCAAAAACAAACCCCACUUUGUGGAAAAAGCACAAAUUAAUUUCAGUAGCUCCAGUUUUUUCUUCAUCCUCAAAAAUCCUCUUCAGUGCUACAGGACAAGUCUCAAGGGACCUGAAGUAUGGCAUAUGAGCUGGCCGGCUUUGCAGGAGACGUUCGACAGCUGGAUGAAGAGAGAGCCAUCGUGUGCAAACAUGACGUAGAAUUUCACGCCACUCAAUGUCAACAAAGGUAAAAAUUGAACGCAGUUCCUCUCUGGAAAGCAGAUAUUGGGAAGUGGCUGUAGACCUUUAGAACAAUUGUCUCAAUAUACACUGACAGCUGAUCACAGGUGUGCUUGCAGGCUUUAUGAGCUAUGUGAGCUGGGCAAUUAGCUUUCAGAAUGUGAUUGUUGGCACUGCUCAAUAACUGGUAAAUUGAGUGGUGUUUUCCAAAGUUUACAUUGGCAAUAUCUGCUGCAUAGGCUGUGACGUGUCUAAUAUCCAGUUAAUACUUUCCAGGCAGCUCAUCAGAGCUCGAUGUGUUCCAUUUGCAGUUUCAUCACUGUCUUCAUAAAAGUCACUGCACUCCAUCAGUCAGAGAAAUAUCUCACACACAGAGGAAACAUUUUUCUAUCUCCCUUGUUUGAGGCAUUGGUGGCAACUGAGAAAUACGCAGGCUCCGUGGGCUCACCGUCUUUGAUCGGGGACAGAUCAUCCAUAAUAUCCCGCCAGUCUUUGGUCCUAAAACAUUCAUUGUAAUCAUCUAAGCUUUUGUUCUUCCCAAGUGUGUCUUCUUCACAACAUUUGAGUCAUUAACUGUUGAGCUUAGCAAGACAGUUGGUGCAGUUGCAGCUGAGUCUCUGUUAACCGUAUGGUACACAUACAAGGCUUCACUUGCCGUAAUUUUGUCAUUUUUUGCAGCAGAUUUCAUGAAGAUUGCACCAAUAUUGCUGGCACCUUUAGCUAGUGUGGCCUUCUUGUGCACAUCUGAGGAAGCAUGCUGAGUUAGGUCAUUCUCACCUCCAUGGCCAAUUGACAAUUCCCUAUGGCAUAAAGUACAGAAGGUCUUCAUCGGUGUCGAGUCACCACUGACAGGCUUAACCCACGUCUUUUUUGCUUCCCAUUGCUUGUUAUAGCUGCAGUCUAUUAUUUUUUGGAGGUUUAUCCAUAUUGGCAUAUGCCAUACUGACCGAACAACACCAGACAUUACUGAAACUUCUGGUUUUGGCAGGAAUUGGCAAAAUAUGGCACACAACUGAUGCGCAUAAGGGGGCCUGUGAUUGGAUGACAGGUGACAGGUGUGUGGCGUCAACAGCACAUGCAACAUGCACACACGCUGUUGCAUCAGAUCCAGGAUCUGUCUGUAAGCGUGUCCUCUGGUGAUUACAGAGUAGUAGCAGUCAAAUACGGGACAAGGGCAGUCCCAUAUGGGACAAACUAAUUUAGCCCAAUAUACGGGAUGUCCUGGCUAAUACGGGAUAGGUUGGCAACCCAUUCCAGCAGGUCGGUCCAUGGCAUCUUCUUAUGCCAAGAUGAGGCCAACCUCAGGGUGGAUGAGCAAAAUCCUAUAAUCUAUCUGGGUAGCCUCCACCCUGAUGGCACGAACAUCGAUUUCUCCUUCAGGUAAUUUUUUUCCCUCCCCUCUUCUAUUCCCUACUCUGACCUCUUACUUCUCAUCUGCCUAUCACCUCGCCCUGGGCUCUCUGCUCCUUCCCUUUCUCCUGUGGUCCACUCUGCUCAGCUAUCAGAUUGCUUCCUCUCCAGCCCUUUACCUUUCCCACCUACCUGGCUUCUAAUUACCCCCCCUGCUCCUCCCUCCAACUUUUAAUCCUAGUGCCUUCCCCCACCUUUCCAGGCCCAAAAUGUCAACUGGUGGUUCAUUUCCAUAGAAGCUGCCUGACCUGACCUUUGGAUUUGCAGCAUCUGCAGAAUUUCUUGUGUUUACUUUCACAGGCCAAAGGGGCAAUUCAGCAAUACUGUAGAUUUACAACCUCGUUUAAAAUGGUUCUGGCGAUGCCAUUCAAAAGGGAAGUAGACAUGACAGGAGCCUUUCUGCAUGCAGCAUCCAUGACGAGAGUUGGGGUGGCUGACUGAGGGACGGGUACGUCCUAAGCACAAUUGGAGUAUAAAAAUAUUAUGGAGUAUAAAACUUGUAUUAUUUGCUGUGUAACCAAAACUAUGUAGUCAGUUUGCUAUGCAUGUACCCAAGAUGAAAUCCUAGGAAUGUAGAAGACAAUGGCGUGUUAAUGUAUGUUAAUGAGGGGUAGCUAAGAGAUGUAGUCAGCUUUGAAACUUGCUAUUUGCUAUGCAUGUACCCAAUUUAGCAGGAGAGUGAAAUGUUGAGAAUGUGGAAGUCAAUGUUGUGUUAAUGAAAGGUGGCUAAAGGGAUGUAGAUUAGAACAUGAUUAAGUCAUGAAGUAAUAAGAAUGUAAACUUGCUAUUUGCUAGAGAAUGAAAUCUUAGGAAUGUAAAAGACAAUGGUGUGUUAAUAGAAGGUAGCUAAAGAGAUGUAGAUUAGAACUGUACCUGUGGUACCUGUGAAACUAGACCAGGAUUUUGCUAUAAAAAAUGUCCCUGGAUCGGUGGGCAAUCAGCAACUAGCUCAAUGACUGUCUCAGCUUUGAUUUGCAAAUUAAAGUUUGUGGGGCACGAGAAACCACGACAGCACCAGCCUACAAACCUGUUUAGGUAAUCAAUCAAAUGUUACUGGAGAUAAUUGAGGUCUGCCAGUUUGUCUAUAUUGGUGUUUUGUUGAGAUUUAGCAAUUCAAAUGUCUCUUUAGAUGCCUCUUAAAUAUUGUGAGUAUCUGGCUCCACCACCUCCUCAGACAGUAAGGGCUCCAAUCAUUCUCUAUGAGGAAAAAUUCCUCUCAGAUUAUCUCUAAACCUCUCAGCUUUAACUAAUGUCCUUUUGUUUUAGUCUGCCCAGCCACAGGGAAGUCAAAUUAUUUCCCCACCUCAAGAGCUCUCUCACCCUCUCCAUCUUCAGUCCCUCCACUUUCCGACCUCUUUGGCCUCCUCCUGCUCCUUUACCCUGCAUAACUCAAGGUCUCAGUGACCACCUUCGAGAUCACCACUUCACACUUCCAUUACUAGCCUCCAUCUGAACUUCCCUCCCACAAGCUCUCCUCUACUGAGACCAUAAGAGAUAGCAACAGAAUUAGGCCAUUUAGCCCAACGAGUUUACUUCUCCAAUUCAUUAUGGCAAUUCAUUAUUCCCCCCCCCCAUUCUUCUGCUUUCUCCCUGUAACCUUUCACACACUGUUUAAUCAAGAACCUAUCAAUCUCGGCCUUAAAUACACCCAAUGAUCUGGCCUCCACAGCCACCAGUGGCAAUGAGAUCCACAGAUUCAACACCCUCUAGCUAAAAAUAUUCCUUCUCAUCUCUGUUCUAGGUAUAUGUCCCUUUAUUCUGAGGCUAUGUCUUCUGGCUCUAGGCUCCAGCACAAUAGGAAUCAUCUCCUCCACAUCCACUCUAUCUAGGCUUUUUGAGGCAUUCCUCAAGACUUCAUCCAUUGAUUACUGUGCAGUCACUGGGUCCCAGUAUCACUUGACCUUGCUCCGUGAUGGGUAAGAUGUACCACCAACCCUUGCACCUCCCCACUCUACCUCCUGAAGCCCAUCUAAGAUUUCCCAAAUCUAUCGCCCUUCUGUGUCCCAUAACCACCCCACUCCCACCCAUAGGGUAACUCCAACAUACCAGCUGUCGUGGUUUCUCAUGCCCCACAAACGACCAGGAGACGCAUUUUACUAUUGGGCGAAUAAUAUUCGUAACCUAAUAUAUUGGAAAUUAGAUUUGGAUUCACCAUUGUGCCCACAGUGGGUAAAUUUAGAAUGCAAUGAGGUACAGGGAUAUUCUCUAUUCUCCAUUCUUGGUUCUUCUCUUCCUACUGAUUUAGUUAAAUUCAAUAAACAGAUAUCUAAUCCUGUUGUCAAACAUACAUUACGAAUUUGGUUUCAAUUUCGUAAGUUUUUUACUCUGAAAAACUUUGUUCUUGAUAGCCCUAUCUUACUUAAUUUUUUUUUCAAACCUUCUUUGACAGAUCAAGCUUUUAGCAUAUGGAAAAGGAAAGGUAUAAAAUGUUUUCGUGAUCUUUUCUUUGAAGGUAGUUUGAUGUCUUUCGACCAACUUUCCAACAAAUUUAAGUUACCUAAAUCUAAUUUUUUUAGAUAUUUACAAAUCAGAAAUUUUUUACAUAAAGUUCUACCAUCUUUCCCCAAUUCAACUUCAAUGGAUUUCUCAGGUUUGAUUUUUACCUUAAAUCCUUGUCAGAAGGGAUUAGUGGCUUUUAUUUAUAAUAUGAUUAUGAAGAUACAACCAGAAAUAUCAGGUAGAAUUAAACAAGAAUGGGAAAAAGAACUUCAAUAUAAUAUAUCAACAGAAAAAUGGGAAAAAAUUUUACAAAUGGUUAAUUCUUCUUCUAUAUGUGCUAAACAUGCUUUAAUACAAUUUAAAAUUGUACAUAGAGCUCAUAUGUCUAAAGAUAAGCUUGCUCGAUUCUAUUCUCAUAUUAACCCUCAAUGUGACAGAUGUCAUUUAGAUGUGGCCUCAUUGACCCAUAUGUUUUUACAUAACUAUUGGAAGGACAUAUUUGCUACCAUUUCCUCAAUUUGGAAUAUCGAUUUACAACCUCAUUUUAUUACUGCAAUUUUUGGUAUACCAAAUGAGGAUGGUAAUCAGUUUUCCCCUUCAAUUAGACGAAUGAUUGCUUUUGUAACAUUAAUGGCCAGAAGGUCUAUAUUGCAAAUUUGGAAAGAAGUAAAUCCUCCUACCACGUUUCAGUGGUUCUCUCAAACUAUUUCUUAUCUGAGCUUGGAAAAAAUUAGAAGCACUAUUUUUGACUCAUCAAUUAAAUUUGAAGAAACUUGUUUCGACAUUUUCAUAUGAAUUAAUUUGACCUCUUCCAGACCUUCUCUCUGCUUAUUCUUGUUCAGGUAUGGAGUUCCGGAGUUUUUGACACUAUCAUAUACAUAUAAACUGUUAUUAUUGCCCAUGUUAGUUUAGUUUAGUGUUUUUUUUCAAUAUAUAUUUUUUCUUGUA